Camelina sativa (false flax) is the source of this 738-nucleotide messenger RNA. Its product is annotated as small ribosomal subunit protein eS17y. Gene Ontology annotation, cellular component: ribosome. Gene Ontology annotation, molecular function: structural constituent of ribosome. The record is from RefSeq and is a predicted model, not a curated record. Gene Ontology annotation, biological process: translation. NCBI's taxonomy places the organism in Eukaryota, Viridiplantae, Streptophyta, Magnoliopsida, Brassicales, Brassicaceae.
UUGAGUCUCUUAUUAAAAUAGUCCACAAGCCUUUCGCCAGCUCCCUUCUUUUGCUGUCUACUGUUUUCUUUUGCCGCCGCGUCCACAGGCUUCUCUACUCUCCAGCUCCGGCCAAGCCUUACAGGUAAGCUUGUGAAAAAAGAUGGGUCGUGUACGUACCAAAACAGUGAAGAAGUCGUCACGUCAGGUGAUUGAGAAGUACUACUCACGUAUGACUCUUGACUUCCACACCAACAAAAAGAUAUUGGAAGAAGUCGCAAUCAUCCCAUCUAAAAGACUACGCAACAAGAUUGCUGGGUUCUCCACCCACUUGAUGAAACGUAUCCAAAAGGGUCCAGUCCGUGGUAUUUCACUCAAGCUACAAGAGGAAGAACGCGAGAGAAGAAUGGACUUUGUCCCCGACGAGUCAGCCAUUAAAACCGAUGAGAUUAAGGUUGACAAAGAGACACUAGAGAUGCUUGCUUCUUUGGGAAUGUCUGAUACUAGUGGGUUUUCUACAGUUGAGCCACAAGCUUUUGCUGCACCCGGCAACAAUUUGUUUAGCAGGCCUGCAAAGAGAUACUAAGGAAAGAGUCUUAGAAAGACGAGAGAGAGAGAGUUUGGUUACUCGGUCUAGUAUGAGUUGAAUCAACAUAUGGAAUUUUACAGCUCUUGCUUUGUUUUUGACUUCUGUGUUUUGAUUUGGAAUUGCUUUAGUUGAAAAACAAUACUUAAUUUCGGAGAAAAUAUUUGGAGGUU